This is a messenger RNA of Pediculus humanus corporis (human body louse), 4095 nucleotides long. RefSeq lists its product as uncharacterized. The transcript is spliced from 11 exons. The record is from RefSeq and is a predicted model, not a curated record. NCBI's taxonomy places the organism in Eukaryota, Metazoa, Arthropoda, Insecta, Psocodea, Pediculidae. Gene Ontology annotation, cellular component: extracellular region. Gene Ontology annotation, molecular function: chitin binding. Bases 1 to 4095 code for a protein of 1364 amino acids.
AUGGACACGAUUUUCACGUUAAAAUCGAUCCUCGGUGCGGAUGCAGCUCGAGCGACAGCAUUAAUUUUAGGAAAGACAAAACCAGAACCAAAAAUAUCAGACGUACCUCCAACGGGUGAAGAAGACAAUGGAUCCGUCGUCGGAGGAAACGUUAGCUCUAAUUUGUCAAACGAAACAAUCAGCGUGGGAAACGUGACAAAAUUAACGGGAGUGCCACAAAUAGAUUACAUAUAUGAUCCAAAUUUACCAAGAGAACUUAACGGUUAUAAUUUGACUGAUUAUCCAUUUUAUAAUUCGAUACCGGAAGACAUUGAUUUCAAAUGCGACGGUUUGCACGAUGGUUUCUAUGCUAGCGUUCCUCACAAAUGUCAGGUUUAUCAUCAUUGUUUGUUUGGAACCAGGUACGAUUUCCUUUGUGCCAAUUACACGGCUUUCGAUCAGAAAACUUUUAUUUGCCAUUUUGCAUCUGAAGUAGACUGUAAAAAUUCUCCGAGAUAUUUUAACAGAAAUGAAGCGCUUUAUAAAGCUACAACAACGACAACGGUUUCACCCUACGGUGGAUCAGGUUCGGCUUUAAGGAGAGCACAACAGGAUUCUCCAGGUGGUAGAAGACGAAGACCUCACAGAAAGAAAAAACCAUCUUACGAAUAUUACGACGAUGAAUAUGAAGAUUUUGCCGAUGAUGAUUAUUACGAUGAAGAUACCGGAAGAAGAAGAAAACCGCGUCCGCGUCCGUCGUUGAGCGACAGUGAUCAUUCGCAAGAUCCGGAAGAAGAAAAAGAUUUACCAACCGGACCCAACAAAUCCGUUUUUGAUCGUCCAAGAGUGGCACCUAAAAUUCGUAGACCGGUACCGGUAAACGAAAGAGAUAAAUAUGAUUAUAGCAGCGAUUCACGCGCCAUAAUUAAAGAGCCCGUAGUUGAGAAAAAGAAAUUUGAAGAAUCAGAAAGUUCAAGAAAGCCGAGUAAUCAAUAUCACGAACCGGAUGAUAAAAAUAAAGAAUAUGACACGGAAAGAGAGAGAGAAAGGGAACAUAAACAAGAGGAUGAUUAUGGUAGUGAUAGGGAAAGAGAGAGAGACAGGGAUAGAGAUAGAGAAAGGGAUCGAGAUAGAAAUAUUGAAAGAGACUGGGAUAGAGAUAGAGUGAGAGAAAGAGAGAGAGAUAGAGAUAGUGAGAGAGAUCGUGAGCGUGAAAGGGAUAGAGACAGAGACAGGGAUAGAGAUAGAGAUAGAGAUAGGGACAGAGACAGAGAUGAUAGACUUUAUAGAGACAGGCGUCCUCCAAAAAAAAGGCGAAGACCAGAUGAUGUCGAUUAUGAAUAUGAUGAUUACGAAGAAGUAAGAAGAUAUAGGCCAGGUAGAAACAGGCCCAGAUACGAUGAAUACGACGAUUACGAUUACGACAGGCCGCAUAGAAGAAAUAGAGAUCCGGAAUAUCGUAUCAGAGAUCACGAUUACGAUCGAGAUAAACCAUACAGAAGCAGAGAUUUCGAUUACGACAGGCCUCGAAACAGAGAGAGAAAUAGAGAUUAUGACAGACCCAUAAAAAGCAGAGAUGCUGAUGAAAGGCCAAGUCGAUUACGAGAAGAUGAUAGGCCGAUAAGAGUAAGGGAAGAAGAAAAACCGGUGAUAAGAAAUCGCGAAGUAGAAAAAACAACGUCAGAAGAACGUUUUAAUAGAAAUAGAAACGAUCAAUUAUUUCGAUCAAAUAGUGAUAGUAAAAUAAAUAAAAAUAGAAAUAGAGAAACGAACAGUGAUAACAGGCAUUAUUUUUCAACUGAUAACGACAGAUUUAGGGGUGCGGAAAAAAAAGAAUCUUAUUCGACGGAAUCACCUAAAAACGAUGAAAAAAUAAUCAAAGUUGGUACGGAGCAUAAAGAAGUAGUAAAUAAUAAUAAUAAUAAUAAACAAGAUGAAAUUACUCAGUCACGUGGUCGCGAUCAAGAUCGAAAUAAAAAUCAGGAAAGAUUAAAUAAAUUCAGAGACAAUUCGGAUAAAUUUCAAUUUAAAAGUAGAAUACCGACCAGAGAAAUUUCUGAUGUUGAAACGACAAAAAAAUUCGAUGGUUUCACCGCUCAAAGAUCUAAAAGCGUCGAAGAACCGGGAAAACCUUAUUGGAAUGAAGACAAUAAAGAAGAAGGUACAAUCAGAGGCGGAAAUCCAUCUCAAAGAUCGCGAGCUCCAAUAACUUCCGGUAAUUCAGAAGAAUUAAGUAAUAAUAAUAACGAGCAAAGUAAACCGGUACCCGCAGCGAGACCAGCAUUCAUAACUAAACCGUAUGAUGCGGUGUUGCCAGUUCAAGCACAGCCUUUUACUAGAAGACCUUACACGGAAACAAACGGAAGAAAACAAAAUGGAUUUAAAAGACCUCCUUUAUCCAGAGUUCCAUCUGUUGAGGAACCAAUCGAAAAUGUCGGGGCACAAGAACCGAUCAAUCAACCGUCAUUCGAUCAAUUUAAUCAAAGAACAAAAGUUGAAGAGGUCAAAAGCGAAAGAGGUGAAUUCAGACCUCAAAUUUCAACUUCUGAUGAUGAUAAUCGAUAUGUAAAACCAUCAGAGCAACAGCAUGCUGCAGAUCUCACUACGCCAAAACUAAAAGUCCCAUUAGAUGAUUUUACAACAUCGGAAGAAUUAGCUCCGAGAGCUCCUAAAACUCCUCAAACAAUACCUCGAAGACGUCCUUUCCUACCGAGCAGAAACGGAAACGGAAAUCUUCCCAGAGGUUUACUUCCGGUGGGAUCUAAAGCCGUUCAAACUCCUCGAGGUUUUAGUCUUCAAAACAACAAGAAACAAGAAGAAAACGAACAAGAAUUUUCUUCUUACGAUGAUAAUAACGAAAAACCGGAAAAUGAAUUUAAAUAUCAGAGCAACGGAGGAGUAGAAUUCAGAGCUAAAUUAUCGACCGCCAUCGGAGUAGAUCAACCUAAACUAACACAGUUUUAUCAAGAAGUUCAAAGUACCGAAUUGGAUCUUCCAAAAUACGACGUUGAUACUCAAGCGAGUGGUCCUGCGGAAGAAAAUGUCGAUUUUCCUACAAAUCCUCAAAUUAAAGACAAUAACGAUGAGUUAAUCAACACGAGAUCAGAAUAUCAGGAACCAAAUCGAGAAAAAGGAAACGGAAAUUCUCAAGAUUAUUCCAGCAGUCACAUCGUGCCUGAAUAUCAACCGGAAAACGAUGGAACGUAUAGAGAAGAGCCAAAUCCCAAUUUCGGACAAAAUUUUAGGCCGAAUCAGGAUUUUUCGAAUUAUCGCGAUGCACCCCUGCCACCACCACCACCGCCACCCCAACUAAUUCAGGGAAAUCGUAAUCCGGAUCAAGUAUUUAGGGGAAGGCAAAACGUUCCCAGUUUAAUAAAUCAACAACAGCCACAAAUAAAUCAUUUUAAUUCUGAUAAUUCAGAAAUUUAUUCAGCUCAAACUUUUCCACAGCAAAAUCCCGAAUCUCAACCGCAGCAAAUUUCGCCGCCGAGUUUUUAUUCGGAAAAUCCAAAAUUUAAAACGACCGUUAAAAUCCCUAGUCAAUUUUCGUAUAAUAAACCCAUAGAACAAUCGAAUGGUUUUAAUCCGAGUAUUCAAAUCCCGAUACAACAACAAACAAAUUUGAGGCAAAACAAUCAGGGGAGGCAACCGGAUCACGUAGUACAGGAUCAUAACAUAAGACACGUUAAUUUAAAAUUUCCAAAUCAAAACGAUAAUUUGGACAAUUCAGACGAAUAUGAUGUUUCAUUAAACGACGCAUUACAACCCAUUUCGACAUUACAUCCUAGAAAUGUAGCCACGGGUAUUUACCUAUCGAAUUUACCUAGAAAUCAACAACAGCAACAGCAACAACAAUCCUCUUCGGGAUUUAGAAGAAGAACUCAUAACGGAAAUCCACGACGUGGCGAAAUUGAAGAACAAAAAGAAUAUAAUAGCAGAAGAUUUGACUCGACUCAAAGAAACGUUCAAGAGUCAAGAAAUGUGCCAAAUCAUUCAAAAAGAUUCGUUAUGCAUAGAGAAGCUGCAUCAAACAUACAACCGAGAUUUGUUAUUUCUCCUUUAAAUGACCGUCCAAUACCCGUACCGGACACGACGAAUACUCAUCAAUGGGAAUGA